CGAAGAUUUGGGGAAACGGAAGGAUAACCCGUUGGUCAUCAUCGAUUGCGGCAAGGGUGACUUGCCAGUGGCAGACGGUUCCGACGACGAGGUUAUCAGCGGGAAGAAGAGUGUAGAGAAUGCUGACUUACUCGUCAUACGCACCAUCGAGGAUCUACGAAACAAGCUGUCCUGGCCACAUCCGAAGCAAGGCCCGUUCGAUCCCGGACACCUCAAGAAGGACCCUCCACUACGAGUUAUGUGAGUCUGCUCAUCGAAUCGCAAUCAAGCGCAACAGCUAGAGGCACUAACCGCAGCAAAACCAGCCUGCUAGAGCGCAUGUGGCCGACCUCGCUGCUGCUGAACCUCAGCGAAGACGUACUGCUACAGAUCCUAACAUACCAUCAGGUCCCGGCUCACUUCCUGACGUUCAUUACUAGCGGCGGCGAGUCUUGGAGCUUCGCCAGCGGUAUGAGCUUCGUGGGCCUCAAAGGCUAUACGAAUACCCUCCUGGACCCCGGUCGACAGCCCACCAACUUGGCGGUACUGGGUCGUAGUGGAAGGCAUAUUCAGAUUUGCCUCACCUUAUUCAGCAUCCGCGAGUAUCCCUUGCACGCCUUACCCCGAGAAGGGGACCCCGCUAAAACGCCGCGCUGGGAGACGCACUCCGCGGUCGUGUACGUUCACUUUGAUAUUAUCGAGGGCACGGCGUUGUGGUUGCUCGUUAGCCCCCGAUCGUAUCAUCCGGAAAGAGGUCAAGGGACUCAGAACCUGCUUUGGAACAAUUUGAAAGACGGCAUGGCGGAUGGUAUGGACGGGCUUCGGUCACUCGACGUCCCCGAGCGAUUCCGCAUCAGUCUUGACAGUCUCCUCGCCGCUGCCGAGUGGUCCAUCGGGAUGUUUUCACAUCACGUCCAGGACACGGAGAAGAGGCUUUACGACUUGACCAAGCCGUACGUGUAUCCGUAUGACGACGAGGAGAUGGUCGACGACAAGGCAAGCGAAUCAAUCCACGCCCAGGACCUCCGUAGAAUGGCGUUCUUGAUGGAAACUCGGCAUGGCAGUGUCAUGAAAGUUGAGAAUAACCUUCGGGUCCUCCGCCGUCUCCGAGAGUUUUUCGUGGAAGAGGUAGCCGGUCACCUCGGCCCUCUGAGAGAUUCCCACACCGAUGACAUCCGGACGCAUAUCAAAGGCUUUGCGGAGAAAUUGACAACGGUGAUCGCAGAGAUCGAGGACUUGCUGGACAGAGCAUCAGCACUGGAUAAACUUGCGAGGAACAGAGAAGAAUACAUUCAACGUUUACAAGCGCAUCACUCGACUCAGCAGAUGAAGACAAUCGCGGUGCUGACGGCGGAUGACUCGUCCGCGAUGAAGCAAUUAUCCUUCAUCGCCCUGAUUUUGUUACCAGUCACGGUCGUAUCAGUAAGCCAGCUUGUCUCCAGGAAACAAUGUUGUUGGAAGAGAGAGAGAACCCGAAUGCGCUUAUCGGAUGUUUUAACUAAUGAUAUUUUAUGCAGACCGUUCUCAGUACGGACAUUGUCAAGUUUCAGGAUCUUUCGAACGAAAACGAGAAUACCACCCGAGGCACGGCCGAAGGUCCGGUUCCGAUGUACAACUUUUCGGUGGCGGCCUUUAGUACAUGGGCGGUCGCCAGCGUAGUUAUGACAAUCGGGACCUUGGUCAUUGUCAAGCCAGUAGGGAAGCGUAGGAGGCGAGGCGACGGCAGUGUAGAUUGUGGAACUAACGAUUCCCCCAUGGAGGGCACAAGGAGAUGUCGACUGAUGAGACGAUUGUCUCAUGCGUGGAACAUUCGAGACAGGUUCGACUCAGCCAUAGACUCUCCGUCCAGCAAGGCCAGGCCACUGAGCCCGGCGACAUCGGCACUCGCGACUUCGAUACACACGGCACCGACAUUCGUCAAGACGGCAUCAAAUUCGCGAGGGACUCCGGUGGUGGAUGUGGACACUCCCGU
Molecule: messenger RNA, 1951 nt
Organism: Colletotrichum godetiae
Lineage: Eukaryota; Fungi; Ascomycota; Sordariomycetes; Glomerellales; Glomerellaceae
Exons: 3
Coding region: 319-1638 (439 amino acids)
Source: RefSeq, a predicted model, not a curated record